Messenger RNA from Sinocyclocheilus anshuiensis, 4044 nucleotides. Its product is annotated as DNA-directed RNA polymerase, mitochondrial-like. Gene Ontology annotation, molecular function: DNA-directed RNA polymerase activity; mitochondrial promoter sequence-specific DNA binding. The record is from RefSeq and is a predicted model, not a curated record. Lineage: Eukaryota; Metazoa; Chordata; Actinopteri; Cypriniformes; Cyprinidae. Gene Ontology annotation, biological process: mitochondrial transcription. Gene Ontology annotation, cellular component: mitochondrial DNA-directed RNA polymerase complex.
AUGUUGAGAGACAAAUACAAGAUUCUGGGAACAGUCUCAGUUGUUGGAUGGUGUCUGCAGCAGAUGGAAAUGGACGGCCUGUCCGUGGAUGAUGUGUUCAGACAGUGUGUAUUUAAAAAGGAUGAAAGAGAAAUGGUUCUGAGGGCCGUCCAAUUGGUGCAACCCGAAUACCAACCCAAUGUAUCCAGAGAUCAACAUGUCUGUUCCCUGCCAUUGGUGGAACAGUUUUAUGCUGAGAGGGAAGGUGCCACGUAUCCUAAACUGGACUUCAGCCUGAAAGAACUGCGGGACCGGUUUAGUCUUCAGCUGGCUAUGGAAAAAGCCACUACCAUCACUAUUGACUCAGUGGAGGCCUUAAAGCCUGUCACCGAAAACAUGGCCAAAAUGAGAGAAUUACUAGCAACACGGCGCAAACACUGGGAGAAAGCUCUCCUCCAUGCACUGAAGGAAAAGAAACGGAUAUUAUCCAGCAAAAGCCAGAAGUCCUGGAGUACCUGCAUAUACCCAUACCUGUGUAUCCUGGAUGAUCAGGAUUAUGUGAACAUCAUGCUUCAGAGUUUAGACAAGCAGUCACCCAGUGGUGAAUCUUUGCUUAUCAUGGCGGAGGAGAUGGGAAACCGAGUCUACAAUUUGUACUCCAUCCCGCAGAAGAGCCACAGUCAGAUGAUUGAGAAGCUUGGGAGUAUCUACAACUCGUAUGCUGAGCUCCUGGCAAACGACAUUGAGACCAAUGGCAUGCUGCUGCGGGACUAUUGGGCGAGUCUUGAGAUGGAGAGGUACAGCGGUCCCUCUCUUUUAAGUGACGACACCCCUUGGCCGAUGGUUCUGAUGGUGCAGCUGGGCAGCUUACUGGUUGACCUGAUGGUUCAUGAGCUCAAAAUUUGGAGCAACAUCCUCAAUCCUGCUCAAGAUAAGAAGCUCAUCCCCAUCCUUUACCACAUGUACACGUUCUGCAGCAAUCAUAAGAUUGGCUUCAUCAAACCACAUCCUAUUGUGACACAAAUCCAGAGGGUUGCGAUGGAAACCAAACUCACAUUCGACUCUUACGUCAUGCCCAUGCUGUGUCCUUCUGUUCCCUGGACGUCCCCAAAGAGCGGCGCUUACUUGUUGACGCCAACCAAGUUGAUGCGCUCCACCGAUGGAGCCAUCCAACACCAACUUCUCCUGGAGAAGAGUCGAGAUGAGGAUCUUCAUGCCGUGCUGGACUCCCUCAAUCAGGUGGGCAACUGUCCCUGGAAGAUCAACAAGCCCCUGUUAUACAUCAUCAUCUCAAUCUUCAAUGACAAAGGCAGCGACAAGCUCUGCAUCCCUCCACCUCUCUCCGAAGCACCCGAGAUUCCUCGCUUCAACCCUCACGACCCGUCUUAUACUCAGGCCGAGAAGGCCUACAUGAAACGGGAGGGAGUCAAAGCCAAGAAGAAGGUGGCGGAGAUGCACAGCCUCCGAAUGGAUGCGCUGUAUAAGUUGUCCAUUGCCAACCACAUGAGGGACGAGAUCUUUUGGUUUCCACACAAUAUGGACUUCCGAGGGCGUACCUACCGCCGGCCGCCUUAUUUUAACCACCUUGGUAGUGACGUGACCAGGGGAUUGCUGCUGUUUGCCGAGGGAAGGCCUCUCGGGCCCAAAGGCCUCGACUGGUUGAAGAUCCAUCUGGUGAACCUCACGGGGUUGAAGAAGCGUAGCUCACUAGCUGGAAGACUGGAGUAUGCUGAGAGUAUCAUGGAGGACAUCCUAGACUCGGCAGACCGUCCUCUUGACGGUCGCAAAUGGUGGAUGAAUGCAGAUGAGCCGUGGCAGGCACUGGCUUGUUGUAUGGAGAUAGCAAAUGCCUCACGCUCACCCGACCACACCAAAUUCAUCUCUUAUUUCCCAGUACAUCAGGACGGUUCGUGCAACGGCCUGCAGCACUAUGCUGCCCUCGGGCGGGAUGUGAUUGGUGCUACUUCGGUGAACCUCAUGCCCUGUGAACUGCCUCAGGAUGUCUACAGUGGUGUAGCUCAGCAGGUGGAAGAGUUCAGGGCUCGGGAUGCAGAGAAGGGUUUGAAGAUCGCGCAGGUGCUGGAGGGCUUCAUCAGUAGGAAGGUGGUGAAGCAGACGGUGAUGACUGUGGUCUAUGGCGUCACGCGCUACGGGGGCCGUCUGCAAAUCGAAAAGCGACUGAAGGAAAUCGAUGAUUUCCCUAAGGAAUACAUAUGGGAUGCGUCACAUUACCUGGUGAAGCAGGUUUUCAGCAGCUUGAAGGAAAUGUUCACUGGGACAAGAGAAAUUCAGGAAUGGCUGACGGAGAGUGCUAAGCUAAUAGCUAUGUCUGGGAAAACGGUGGAAUGGGUAACGCCGUUGGGACUUCCUAUCGUUCAGCCCUACCACCGAAUAAAAAACCAAACGCUCAAGGGCAGCAUGCAGAACCUGAGCAUCCAUAUAAGUCAUGAUGCCAAUGAGAAACCAGACAGCAUGAAGCAGAAAAACGCCUUCCCUCCUAAUUUCAUCCACUGUCUGGACUCCACUAACAUGAUGCUGACAUCACUGCAUUGUUACAGGGCUGGUCUGACGUUUGUGUCCGUCCAUGACUGUUAUUGGACCCAUGCUGUGACGGUGGACACCAUGAACAGGGUGUGUCGUGAGCAGUUUGUGGCUCUGCACAGUCAGCCCAUUCUAGAGGAGCUGUCUGGGUUUCUUCUGAAGAAAUAUUGCAGCAGGCCUCCGGUUAUAUCUAAGCCAAAGAAGUUUGAAGAGUACUAUAAGAUGGCACAGCUUUUGGCCAGCGUUCCUCAAACAGGUGAUUUCGACCUGGAAAAGGUGAAAGAAUCAGUGUAUUUCUUCAGCUGAAGAGCGUAUCGUGCGCUGACGGACAGCUUUCAUCAGGAGGCUGAGAGCCCUCCACAGACCUCAUCAAAACAAGUGUGCAUGACUGAGACCGGAUUGGUCGAUCUGGUAGAUAAGUGAGUGUAUGUGAGAGAAUGUUUGUGUGUGUGUCUGUCUUGUCAUAUUAUCAUAAAGUCAUCACGUAAGCACUGAAGCAGAGUUCUGGUGGAGGCGAACAGCAGGAGUCGCCCUUGAGUGCGGGUGCGAGAGCAUGGAAGCGUAUAUGCAAUCUCCUCUCGGUAUGGAGCGAGAACGCUCUCUCGGCGGGGCUCUGAUCUGCUCCUUCACUCCUGAGUGCUAACGCGGGGCUGAUUAACCACAUGAUUCUGGCUCUCAUCGAUUUCAAGGCAGCCCCGUCUGAAAGGCCCUCUCUGACAUUUCCACUUGGACAUGAUUUACUCCCAGCAUCCCCCUGCAGCUGGCGGCUCUCGUAUUCACAGCCAGUGAAGAAACGUGAGGAUGUUUAUGAUAAUAGAUCAGAGCACCUUUAGGAGUAUUUUGGGAAAACUUUGGAUGACGUGUGACUUUGUGGCCAUGUGGCGUCCUUUUUUUAAGGACUCGAGAGCACUUAAAUGACUGUUUUAUGAUCAAAGACGUUUUGAUCCGUUGGGUGCUUGUCGGGGAAUGUACACAUGGCAUUCGGUGAGAAAUAAAGUCAAUAUUUUUGCACUCUGGGUCUGCGAAAGGUUAAUUGUUAUUGAAAUUUCAAGACCCAAUAACUUGCUUCAGCAGCUUUCUUUCUGUUUUUUGGAUUUUCAAAACAUUUUAUUACAAAGGGCAAUGCGAAACAAAACCAAUCCAAUGUAAGGCUACAAUUGAUUACACAAGCGUUGACGUCAACAGACCUGCUCAUUUCCUGACAUCUCGAACAACCUCUGCAUGGGAAGUUGCCCUUACAAUAAUAAUAGCUCAUGGGCUUAGAGACACUUAGCGCCAAUGUUUCCUCAAUUUACCGGCGAAAGAAAUUCAAUUUUACCCGAGUUGAGUUUGCAGUGUGAUCAGAUAAACAUGUCUUUCUACAGCACAAUGACCAGUUUAAUGUGAUUCACAAGCCAGUGACACUUAUGAAGUAAAUAAAACACUCAGAAGACGAACUCUGUUUAGAUCAUUUAAACCUAAUCCUUAGCUGAAUAAAUCAUUAAAUCUGUCAAUGUUACAGAUUUAUCUGAUUUGCUGAUUCAU